UCAAUAAGCUUGCUUCUACUAUAAUAUCAACUACAUCUUAUAAAGAUAACAGAGAAGUAGUUAACGAUAAAUUAAUAGUUAACAGCAAAGAUAUAGAAGUUAGUAUUAUGGAAAUAGAAGAAGCAGUUAUACAUAGA
This is a messenger RNA of Scutellospora calospora, 137 nucleotides long. Lineage: Eukaryota; Fungi; Glomeromycota; Glomeromycetes; Diversisporales; Gigasporaceae. The record is from the annotation of a GenBank genome assembly.